AUGGCAGAGUUGGGUCAGUCACUGUUGGAUUUUGGCAAGGCUGUAAAACUUCUUAGGACUUGUAAGGGUGAACCUACAGGAAAAGCCUUCUCUGAUCUUGGAACUAAAUCUGAGCUGUUAUCGAUUAAGCUCCAGAAAGUGGCUCAACAAGUUUUGAUGAACUUUGAGGAACCGUUGAAGGAUUAUGUUCGUUAUUUCAAGACAUGUCUGGACAUUAAACUCUACCCUCUUGCUUUCGUUUUGUGUAUUCAAGGCGACAAUAGCAUAACGAGGCACUGCAUUCAGACAACAUUUGACAAACUCAUGCUCACACGUUCUGACAAAGUAGGAGAAGCUGAGAAGGAAUACAUAGAGGAAGCAACGAUAAGAUUUGAGAGGAUGGUGAAGAGAACGAAAAGAAUAGUGAGGUUCUCAAUGCUCAAUUAUACCUUUUCAUAA
Brassica napus (rape) is the source of this 438-nucleotide messenger RNA. RefSeq names its product sorting nexin 1-like. The transcript has 5 exons. Gene Ontology annotation, cellular component: endosome. Bases 1 to 438 code for a protein of 145 amino acids. Gene Ontology annotation, molecular function: phosphatidylinositol binding. NCBI's taxonomy places the organism in Eukaryota, Viridiplantae, Streptophyta, Magnoliopsida, Brassicales, Brassicaceae. The record is from RefSeq and is a predicted model, not a curated record.